CGGGGCUGGGCGUGGAGAGGCGGGGCGCGAGCGGGGGAACCCCUCCUUCCCGUCCUCCUUGGGGUCGACCGGUCUGCCUGCCCAGAUCCGCUGCCGAGCCCGGAUCGGAGGCGACAGUGCGGCCAAGUGGGCGCGGCCGGCACGAGUUGGGGGGCAGGGUGCCCGGGGCAGGGGGGCGGUGACCCGGGACAGUGCAGGCGGGAGAACAGACCCGCGGACCUCAGAGGGGAAUCUGAGAGCUCAGACCGUGAACGGACGUGAGACUGGCCAGGGCUGGGGGCCAGAAACUGGUCAGCGCUUCGGGGCUCAACUAAGCGGACGCCAGAGUGUUCUCCGGUGGCGCGGGGGAGCAGGUGAACAGGUCCUCACUCCCAGCUCCACGCCCUCACGCGCUCUCGCCCGGGCCCCGGCUCCCGUCCGCAGCCAUGGGCCCCGGCCCCAGCCGCGCCGCCCGCGUCCUACGCUCGAUGCUCUGCGCGCUCGCCUUGAUGGUGGCCGCCAGCGACCGCGUCGCCUCCGCCUUCAACCUGGACACGCGAUUCCUGGUGGUGAAGGAGGCCGGGAACCCGGGCAGCCUCUUCGGCUACUCGGUCGCCCUCCAUCGGCAGACGGAGCGGCAGCAGCGCUACCUGCUCCUGGCUGGCGCCCCCCGGGACCUUGCUGUGCCUGAUGGCUAUACCAACCAGACCGGUGCCGUGUACCUGUGCCCACUCACUGCCCACAAGGACGACUGUGAGCGGAUGGACAUUGCAGAGAAAAGUGACCCUGACCAUCACAUUAUUGAGGACAUGUGGCUCGGGGUGACUGUGGCCAGCCAGGGCCCUGCAGGCAGAGUCCUGGUCUGUGCCCACCGCUACACCCAGGUGUUGUGGUCGGGGUCGGAGGACCAGCGGCGCAUGGUGGGCAAGUGCUAUGUGAGGGGCAACGACCUGGAGCUGGACCCCGGUGAUGACUGGCAGACCUACCACAACGAGAUGUGCAACAGCAACACCGACUACCUGGAGACCGGCAUGUGCCAGCUGGGCGCCAGCGGCGGCUUCACCCAAAACACUGUGUACUUCGGCGCUCCUGGUGCCUACAACUGGAAAGGAAACAGCUACAUGAUUCAGCGGAAGGACUGGGAUUUAUCCGAAUAUAGUUACAAGGACCCAGGGGACCAAGGCAACCUCUACAUCGGCUACACGAUGCAGGUGGGCAGUGCCAUCCUGCACCCUACGAACACCACCAUUGUGACGGGUGCCCCUCGGCACCAACAUGUGGGCGCUGUCUUUUUGCUGAGCCAGGAGGCAGGUGGAGACCUGCGGAGGAGGCAGGUGCUGGAGGGCAGGCAGGUGGGCGCCUAUUUUGGCAGCGCCAUUGCCCUGGCAGACCUGAACAAUGAUGGGUGGCAGGACCUCCUGGUGGGUGCCCCCUAUUACUUUGAGAGGAAAGAGGAGGUAGGGGGUGCCAUUUAUGUCUUCAUGAACCAGGCAGGCACUUCCUUCCCGGCCCACCCCUCCCUCCUUCUUCACGGCCCCAGUCGCUCUGCCUUUGGCUUCUCCGUGGCAAGCAUCGGUGACAUCAACCAGGAUGGAUUCCAGGACGUUGCUGUGGGAGCCCCUUUUGAGGGCUUGGGCAAAGUGUACAUCUACCACGGCAGCUCCAGGGGGCUCCUCAGACAGCCCCAGCAGGUAAUACACGGAGAGAAGCUGGGACUGCCUGGCUUGGCCACCUUUGGCUACUCCCUGAGUGGGCAGAUGGAUGUGGAUGAGAACUUCUACCCAGACCUGCUGGUGGGGAGCCUGUCAGACCACAUCGUGCUGCUGCGGGCCCGGCCUGUCAUCAACAUCCUCCACAGGACCUUGGUGGCCAGGCCAUCUGUACUGGACCCUGCACUCUGCACAGCCGCCUCCUGUGUUCAGGUAGAGCUGUGCUUUGCUUACAACCAGAGUGCCGGGGACCCCAACUACAGGCGGAACAUCACCCUGGCCUACACUCUGGAGGCCGACCGGGACCGCCGCCCACCCCGGCUCCGCUUUGCCCUCAGUCAGUCAGCUAUCUUCCAUGGCUUCUUCUCCAUGCCCGAGAUGCGCUGCCAGACGCUGGAGCUGCUCCUGAUGGACAACGUCCGUGACAAACUCCGACCCAUCAUCAUCUCCAUGAACUACUCUUUACCUUUGCGGAUGCCUGAGCGCCCCCGACUGGGGCUUCGGUCCCUGGACGCCUACCCGGUCCUCAACCAGGCGCAGGCUCUGGAGAACCACACGGAGGUCCAGUUCCAGAAGGAGUGCGGGCCGGACAACAAGUGCGACAGCAACUUGCAGAUGCGGGCGGCCUUCGUGUCUGAGCUGGGGCAGCGGCUGAGCAGGCUCCAGUACAAUAGAGACUUACGAAAACUGCUGCUGAGCAUCUACCUGACCAACACCCCGAGCCGGGAGCGGGCUGGGGAAGACGCCCACGAGGCGCUGCUCACCCUGGCGGUGCCUCCCGCCCUGCUGCUGUCCUCAGUGCGCCCCGCUGGAGCCUGCCAAGCCAACGAGACCAUCGUUUGCGAGCUGGGGAACCCCUUCAAACGGAACCAGAAGAUGGAGCUGCUCAUCGCCUUCGAGGUCAUUGGGGUGACCCUGCACACAAGGGAACUCCAGGCACAGCUGCAGCUCUCCACGUCAAGUCACCAGGAUGACCUGUCACCCAUGACCCUGACUCUGCUGGUGGACUACACGCUCCAGGCCUCGCUCAGCAUGGUGAGUCACCGGCUACAAAGCUUCUUUGGGGGGACAGUGAUGGGCGAGUCUGGCAUGAAAACUGUGGAGGAUGUGGGAAGCCCUCUCAAGUAUGAGUUCCAGGUGGGCCCAGUGGGGGAAGGGCUGGCAGCCCUUGGUACCCUGGUCCUGGGACUGGAGUGGCCCUAUGAAGUCAGCAAUGGCAAGUGGCUGCUGUACCCCACGGAGAUCACGGUCCACGGCAAUGGGUCGUGGCACUGCCGGCCACCUGGAGACCUUGUCAACCCUCUCAACCUCACUCUCUCUGUUCCUGGGGACAGGCCGCCAUCUCCACAACGCAGGCGGCGACAGCUGGACCCCGGGGGAGGCCAGGGCCCCCUGCCUGUCACUCUGGCUGCUGCCAAAAAAGCCAAGUCUGAGAUCCAGCUGAGCUGUGGCAGUGACCACACCCGCUGUGUGUGGCUGGAGUGCCAGAUUCCUGAUGCCCCCGUCAUCACCAAUGUGACAGUGCAGGCACGAGUGUGGAACAGCACCUUCAUCGAGGAUUACAAAGACUUUGACCGAGUCAGGGUAGCCAGCUGGGCCACCCUGUUCCUGCGAACCAGCGUCCCCACCAUCAACAUGGAGAACAAGACGGUGCGGUUCUCCGUGGACAUUGACUCUGACCUGGUGGAGGAGCUGCCAGCCGAGAUCGAGCUGUGGCUGGUGCUUGUGGCUGUGAGUGCCGGACUGCUGCUGCUGGGGCUGAUCAUCCUCUUGCUGUGGAAGUGUGACUUCUUUAAGCGGACCCGCUAUUACCGGAUCAUGCCCAAGUACCACGGGGUGCGGAUCCGGGAGGAGGAGCGCUACCCACCUCCAGGGAGCACCCCGCCCACCAAGAAGCACUGGGUGACCAGCUGGCAGACUCGGGACCGAUACUACUGACAUCCUCCCUGAUCCCACCCCUGCUCCCCUAGUGUCCCCUUCUUCUAUUUAUCAUAAGUUAUGCCCCGACAGUCCACAGGGGCUACUGCCUUUGGCUGGCACCAGCAGGCUCGGGCACACACACCUCUUCAAGUGUAUGCACGUGCCGUCCGGCCAUGGCCUUCUCCCCGAAGGAGGGCUGGGGCCGUGGAACUUGCAUUGCUGAGCACCGCAGCCCUGUGCCCUGGACACAUAUGAGCACAUAUGGGUCCCACUGCUUGUGGAGUGUGCUUGUGCACCCCAGAUGGUGCAUGGACAUGCGUGUCCCAGCCUCUGCCUGUGCCAUAACCAAGCCAAAGGGCCUCCACCAGAGCCAGGAGGAAGAGGCCCCCAAUGUGGUGACACCUUCUCUGUUCACACUGGACCCAUCGUGAGCCAUAGUCACUGGAUUGACUCUGUCCUCAAGAUGAAAACUACUGACAGGCCCCCGGUGCAGCUCCCAGUACCCAUGCCAGAGAGUCGGAGCCUGCCUAAGGUUGUCCCAGGGGGUGUUCGCAGGACCUGGCAUGCUCAGACCCAAGAGCGGAAGGAACUAGAAGGAAGGUCCCCAGGAUGGCUUUCUUUCAUGAAUCGUUGCGAAACCUCUGUCCUCAGCCAUGGCCAUUCCAUGCACUAGCAGGAAAUUCAGCCCUAAGAAACAAAGAUGGACACAGUGCUAGGCAGCCAGGACACGCUGUGCUGGGACUGCCCAGGGAGCACGAUGGAAUCCUCAACAGAAGAGGGGACUGGUCCUGGGCCAAGGAGAUGUUGGAAGGAUACAGAGCAGAUACCACUUUUCACCCACAUUACCAUCCUGGCCUGGAGGGACCCCCACAAGAUCACAGAGGGAGCGACACUUGAAUGUAGAACAGGGAGGGAGCCCCAUCAUGCCACAUCAGCCAGACCCCACUCUGCCCCCACUGACCAUGGGCUGGAGACCUAGAAGUGGAGCUCUUGGCUGCCCUUGGCUUUCAGAGCCAGGUUAGCUCUGCCUUCUCCCCUGCGGCCCAUUCUAGAAGUUGAGGCUGGUUCCAGAAAACCUCUCCUGACCCCUGCCUAUUGGCAGGCCCCCUCCCCAACCCCUCCCCACUUCCAUGGUACUGUAGCAGGGGAGCUCCCUCCCCCUCCUCGUGCCUUCUUUGUACAUAGGCUUCUCACGGCAGCCAGUAAAGAGCUCCCAGUUCGUACACGCUGCAUCUGCCUCCAUCCACCCCCAUGCCUCACCAACGCCAUUCAGUCCGACGGAUCAUGCUACCUAGCUGACCCCCAGGUGGACAAAGCCAGGUGCAGGGGCUCUUAGAGGUUGGGAGGGUGAAACUCUAUGGCGGAGAUACCUGCUCCUGUUCUCAGGGGUGUCCCAGUCUAAGGGAUGGUCAUGGUCACAUAACUGAGAUCCAGAACAUGAGAUGAGAGAAAAGA
Molecule: messenger RNA, 5063 nt
Organism: Balaenoptera acutorostrata (minke whale)
Lineage: Eukaryota; Metazoa; Chordata; Mammalia; Artiodactyla; Balaenopteridae
Gene: ITGA3
Product: integrin subunit alpha 3
Exons: 25
Coding region: 426-3626 (1066 amino acids)
Biological process (GO): cell-cell adhesion; integrin-mediated signaling pathway; leukocyte migration
Cellular component (GO): integrin complex; external side of plasma membrane
Molecular function (GO): integrin binding
Source: RefSeq, a predicted model, not a curated record